GGGCCAAGGAGCAAGCUCUCCCAUCUCCAGCUCUCAGCCUCACAGAUCAGGAUUUCACUGAGCUGCACUAGACCUCCCAUCUGGGGACCCUGCCCCCUGCUCUGUGUGCUGCACAUUGGAUCUGGUGAAAUUCAGGAAAUGCUCGUCUCCUGCUAUUGAUGAAUAAUUUCAGAGUACUAUGGAUCAUGUUGAAGAAACUGAAAUCCUUGCAGCAACCCAGCGGUACUAUGUGGAAAGACCUAUCUUUAGUCACCCGGUCCUCCAGGAAAGACUGCACAAGAAGGACAAGAUUUCGGAAUCCAUUGGGGAUAAGCUGAAACAGGCAUUCACAUGUACCCCUAAGAAAAUACGAAAUAUCAUUUACAUGUUCCUCCCCAUAACCAAGUGGUUGCCUGCAUACAGAUUCAAGGAGUAUGUGUUGGGUGACAUAGUCUCAGGCAUAAGCACAGGUGUGCUGCAGCUUCCUCAAGGUUUAGCCUUUGCAAUGCUGGCAGCUGUGCCUCCGGUGUUUGGCCUGUACUCUUCAUUUUACCCCGUUAUCAUGUAUUGUUUUUUUGGAACCUCCAGACACAUAUCCAUAGGUCCAUUUGCAGUUAUUAGCCUGAUGAUAGGCGGCGUGGCUGUUCGAUUAGUACCAGAUGAUAUAGUCAUUCCAGGAGGAGUAAACGCAACCAACAGUACGGAGGCAAGAGAUGCUUUGAGAGUGAAAGUCGCCAUGUCUGUGACCUUACUUACAGGAAUCAUUCAGUUUUGCCUAGGUGUCUGUAGGUUUGGAUUUGUGGCCAUAUAUCUCACGGAGCCCCUGGUCCGUGGGUUUACCACUGCGGCAGCUGUGCAUGUCUUCACCUCCAUGUUAAAAUACCUGUUUGGAGUUAAAACAAAGCGGUACAGUGGGAUCUUUUCAGUGGUGUAUAGUACAGUUGCUGUGUUGCAGAAUGUUAAAAACCUCAACGUGUGUUCCCUAGGCGUUGGGCUGAUGGUCUUUGGUUUGCUGCUGGGUGGCAAGGAGUUUAAUGAGAGAUUUAAAGAAAAAUUGCCAGCGCCCAUUCCUUUAGAGUUCUUUGCGGUGGUUAUGGGAACUGGCAUUUCAGCUGGGUUUAGCCUGCAUGAAUCGUACAAUGUGGAUGUCGUUGGGACACUUCCUCUGGGGCUGCUACCUCCGGCCAAUCCGGACACCAGCCUCUUCCACCUUGUGUACGUGGACGCCAUUGCCAUAGCGAUCGUUGGAUUUUCGGUGACCAUCUCAAUGGCCAAGACCUUGGCGAAUAAGCAUGGCUACCAGGUCGAUGGCAAUCAGGAGCUCAUUGCCCUGGGACUGUGCAACUCCACUGGCUCACUCUUCCAGACUUUUGCAAUUUCAUGCUCCUUGUCUCGAAGCCUUGUCCAGGAGGGAACUGGAGGGAAGACACAGCUUGCAGGUUGUUUGGCCUCAUUAAUGAUUCUGCUGGUCAUAUUAGCCACUGGAUUCCUCUUUGAAUCAUUACCCCAGGCUGUGCUGUCGGCCAUUGUGAUCGUCAACCUGAAAGGAAUGUUUAUGCAAUUCUCAGAUCUCCCCUUUUUCUGGAGAACCAGCAAGAUAGAGCUGACCAUCUGGCUUACCACUUUUGUUUCCUCCUUGUUCCUGGGAUUGGACUAUGGCUUGAUUACUGCUGUGAUCAUCGCACUGAUGACUGUAAUUUACAGAACACAGAGUCCGAGCUACAUAGUCCUUGGGCAGCUUCCUGACACUGAUGUGUACAUUGACAUAGACGCGUAUGAGGAGGUGAAAGAAGUUCCUGGAAUAAAAAUAUUCCAAAUAAAUGCCCCAAUUUAUUAUGCAAAUAGUGACUUAUAUAGCAGUGCAUUAAAAAGAAAGACUGGAGUGAACCCAGCCUUCAUAUUGGGAGCAAGAAGAAAGGCCAUGAAGAAGUAUGCUAAGGAAGUUGGAAAUGCCAACAUGGCCAAUGCAACCGUCGUCAAAGUGGAUGCAGAAGUAGAUGCAGAAGAUGGCACCAAGCCUGAGGAAGAGGAGGAUGAAAUAAAAUAUCCCCCAGUAGUCACCAAGAGCACACUUCCUGAGGAACUGCAAAGAUUUAUGCCCCCAGGGGAUAACGUCCACACCAUCAUUCUGGAUUUUACGCAAGUCAAUUUUAUGGAUUCCGUUGGUGUAAAAACUCUGGCAGGGAUUGUAAAAGAAUAUGGAGAUGUCGGCAUUUAUGUGUAUUUAGCAGGAUGCAGUGCACAAGUCGUGAGUGACCUCACUCAAAAUCAAUUCUUUGAAAAUCCUGCCUUACUGGAUCUGCUGUUCCACAGCAUUCACGAUGCAGUCUUAGGCAGCCAAGUUCGAGAGGCACUUGCCGAACAGGAGGCCACGGCUGCUCCUCCCCAGGAGGACUCUGAGCCCAACGCCACUCCGGAAGCUUAGACGAGGAGCUCAGCCUGCGAUGGGGUAUGAGCUUCUCGUGAAAUUACUAACCUACACACUUUAAAUAGUAGACACUAAAUGUUUUUUUCCUAAGGGUAAAUACUAGUAGUAGGUAAAUACUAGUAAAUACAAGGCUUGAUUUGGAGGGUGAAUGACGCAUAGCAAGAUGUAUCUUACUUGUAUUUUUUUAAUUGACUAUUUCAAAGAUAUUAUUAGCCUCUUGCCUGCAUUUAUUGUGUAGUGACAUUUCUGUUACUCUUUAGUAUUAUCUUUGUGAACUUAAAGAAUUUAUUUAAGUACUUUAUCCACAAAUCAGAUACCCUGUCACCAGAUGGGUAGUAGUUCUUUGCUUUUGUACUUGUUGAUCUACAGACUUUCUGUAAUCAGUUAUCUCACAGAGGAGGCAAACCCACAAUUUUCUAGAAGUUCUUCUUUUAAAAUAACCAUUUAUUGUUACAGAAGCAAUGUAGGUACAUUGCAGAAAAUUAGAAAAUAUAGACAAGCAAAAAUAAGAAAAACAUUACAUUACCAGCAAAGAUUAUUGCUAACACCUUAAUGCAUGUCCUUCCAGGUCUUUUUCUAUCCAUAUAUAUUUACAUCUUUUAACCAAAACAAGAUCAUACUCUACAUAGUGUUCUGUGACCUGUUCUUUUCAGUCAUCCAUCUUUGCUUUCUCAUUCUAGAACAUGUUUACCUCAGACCAUAUUCAAACUUCCCCAAUUGUCUCCACAGUUGUAGUUGGUUUAUCCAAACUAGUAUUCAUUCUGUGACCUUACACUACAAAUGGUCAUGUCCCCUCUUAAUCUAGCACUGUCCUUUUUUUGAUGACAUUAACUUGUUAAAGGGAGUUGGGGCAGUUGUCCUGUAGAAUCCCAUCUUGUGAGUGUGUCUGCUCGCUUUUUCAAGGUUUGUCCCUUUAUUUCCUGAACUACCUGUGAUCUAGAAGUUAUGUCUAACUAAAGGCUUCAUGAAUUUGAAUAAAACAUUUCUUGCUAGAUGAGAUACGUGCAUAGAUGAGGCACGUGCUUCAAAUCGCAUCACAACAGAAAACAAGUAAUAUCUAGUUGACCUACCAUUAAUGAUGCUAAAAUAAAUCACUUGGAUUAAUAUGACAACCAAUCCCCCAAUUAUAUUUUCUCCUUUGUGACUAGUGAGUUAUCUGUAUGGUGUUCCUUUGGCAUUGAAUGAAUGCCCAGUUCUCCAUUAGCCGUUCACCCAGAGGUUUUAACGUCUAGUGUUAAUCCUUGCCUAAAGCAGCAAUUUUAUUAAGGUGUGUGAAUUUUCUUUUCCAAUUCUUUCAUUUCUUCUGCAUUUAUCAAUUGGUGUUUCCGUGUAAACUACAGCUUUCCCUCAACUUGAAUUAUUUAGUCAUCCUUAAACAUAGUUCUUACUGGAAGGGCAGGUUAAAUUUUUUUUUUUCCAUUUAGUUAUCAACUUCAAAGUAAGGAGUUGGUUUAAUAGAUGGUGACGAAUUAGGUUCUUUUUGAUUUUUCCUUUUUCAUGUAAUUAUACACUCAUGAAUUGUUGUAGUUUUAAUGUGUUUCAGUGCAUUAUAGUUAUUCUUUUUGGUGUUCAAAUUGUCACACCUGUGGCCAGUAGGAGGCCCUAGAAGUUUUGUUGUUGCUAAAACUGAUUUACCACAUAUUUUAGAAAACUGACUCCUGGGUAUAAUUUAAUACCUUCCUUCUAAAUCCACAGAGUUAGUUAAUUCUUCAUCAAACUCAGUUUUAAGCCGAUGAGUGAGUAAAAUGCUGUUUGAAGCAUUUUCUCUACAGUUGUUCAAAAGGAGUAGGGAGACCUUUAAGCCAGUUUGUCAUCAGAAGUUCCUGCUCCUGUAAUUCUAACCACCUGCUCACUCCAAAUCACAGCACAAGUAUUAGCCAACCUGCCUAAAGCCUCAUCUGCUAAGAUUUCCUGCUAAUAGUUGUUUUUGUUUUUGUUUUACAUGUUUCCUUAUUGACUCCUUGUUUUAGUUUUCAUGAAGAAAACACUUCCAGGGGAAAAGUGCAUCAGGAAAGAAGUAGGUUAGCAUGGGUCUAGUCCAAACCAAACCCUAUGGCUUGUUUGCUUUAAGUCUUAUCAAGUUUCUCAGUGACUUUACUAAUUUAAUUCAGAGUAGACCCCCGCCCCCUUCUAAUCAAUACUUUAUCUAGAUCUAGAGUGAAAUUAGAUUUGCAGUCAGUUAUUUCCUUUGCAAUCAUCAGAUACAUCUGCAUUCUGAUACAGACUGCCUUCUGAAAGAGCAUGUAGUUAUAGGACCUCAGCUUGUACUAGAAACUUUUAUAAAAGGGCUUGUAUCGUUUCAGCCGUUAAAGUAGAACUUAAGGAUUUUAAACAAUAUUAUAAAAUAUUUUAUUGCAUAAUCUUUAGCACCAGUCUUCAAUAAAUGCUUUACACACAGCAGAUAUUCAAGUCCUGGUUAUUGAUAGAUUGAAAGCAGUAUACAAAAAAAGUACUUGUCUGUAGCUUACAAAUUUGUAUUUAACUUUUCUGUCCUUUAAUUUUUAACCUAUUUUGAAUAGAAUUCUACCAUGUACAUAAAAAGCAUUUAAGUCUUAGGGGUAAUAUGUUUUUGUUUUGGCAUGCCUCUGCUAUCAUAAGAAUGUAUUUCAAAAUGUAUUCUAUCUAUAUGUAAAUAUUUUGGAAUGUUUUACUUAGAGUUAUUUCAGACGGUGGGAAGUUUCCUGAAUUCUUUUACUUACAAUCAAGUUUUGUCUCUACCUGCUUCUUUCCGGACCUUAAAAUCUGCUAGUAUAUACCUUUCUAUGUUUUUCAGCCCUGGUUCAAAUUCAGAUUCUUAACUGCCCUAUCCAAAAGGGCAUAAUCCACACUGAUGGAUAUAGGGACUAGACUAGGCUUAUUUUAUGGAAAUAUGGGAAAGCCCUAUUUCCAGGAAGGCCCCAUAUAGUGAUGUUGUCUUUCUCAAAUCCUGUGCAACAUGACCAUGGUUGUUCUGUGUCUCAUGACCGGAUGGAAUAUGUUUGCAAACAGUUUUGAACCAGGGCCCAGGAAACUCCUCAUUCGGGUCAUAGACGCUGACUGUACAGUCAUAUGGCAGCUGAGAGGGAUCCCAAUGCCAAUCUCAUCUGCAGUGGGACUCAGAGAAACAGUGAAGGGUAUGAAUCCUCUGCAGGCUCUGGGAGAAGCAUUUUGUAGUUUUCAGGUAACAUCUAAAAUAUCCAUGUGGUUUGAUCCUGUAUCCUUACCUGUUUAACAGAGAAAGGAGGUGUCUGCCUCCCAAGGUACAUGUUGAGAAAAUGAGACUACCCUCCAGUGUGUGGAGAGGGUAGCAAACCCAGAGAAUCUGCCCCAGAGUGGGUGGGUGUGUUGUCCUGUUUGGGGAGUGGGGGGCGAGGGGGUACCCUUGUGUGGGGCUGAGGGAAGGAAGUGUAUGUGGUGAAGACGACUUUAUUAUGUCUGCCCCUUUAAUUAAUUCAAAUUCUAAAAUCAAACACAAGUUCCUUGGUAUGCGCCUGUGUGCUUUAGUGAGUGCAGAAAUGCUUUUGGUCCUUUUUUUCAGCAAUGCUUUUAGGAUUCAGUGUGUAGAUUCUUGAUAACGUGGAUUGAGUGCUGAUAAAAGUUGGUUUGAGGACUGAUAAAAGUGUUAUCUAAUUCUCCAAACAUAUAGCUAACCAAAAUGUGUGCGGUGGUUUUGAAACCCCUCAAAUCCCAGCAGCAAAACGUUCAAAAGCCAGGACUGCACCAGGUAACCUGCCUGCUUACUGACUUGGAUUUAAACAAGUUUGAGCAUCUCAAAAACCCACUUUGCCUUUAAAAAAGGCUUACCAGGGUUUUCAUUGUACUGGUGUAUAGCAUUUCAGCUUUAUGUAACAGAUGAACCUGAGCUUUGUGAAAAUUAAAUUUUAUAAAUCUAAUCACAUUUUUAAAAUGUUUUAUAAAAGUUUUUUUAAAGGAUCGCUACAGUAUUUUUCUGAAGUCAUAAACCCUUUGUACUGAUUUAUCAGCACGCUAAUAUGUGUAAACAUGUAUGUCUGUACACACACAUAUACACGUGUUUAUGCACACAUACAUAUUUUAGGUGGAGGGAGUUACCAGUGAAUGUGUAUAUUUUCUUUUUAAAUGGGGUACAAACAUGCUAAUCUAGAUAGCAUUGAUGCUAUCUGCAUACAUAUGCCUGGGUAGAAACACCCCGAUUUUUCAGAUAAUUCAUUGUGCAUUGAUUUGAUGUGUGGCCAGUUAGAUUUUCAUCAUGAAACCGAGAUGUCAAGAUUAUUCACAGCCUAUGACACGUUAGGCCUGAGUGAGCACCACAUAACCAACUUGAGUUGUCUCACGUUGGUGCAUCUGAUGUAUGUGGCAAUAUGAACAAGUGGUAAGACUUGAAGGAGUGUGUUCUAAAUGCUUACAUUGAUCAAAACAGCACAAAAACAUACAUCUUUAGUCAUUCACUUAUCAGCAUAACCUGGAAAUGGUUCGCUUUCAUACCUCAUGAAAGACUAGGGCAGGAUUAGAAAAAAAAUCUCCUCAAGUUCACAAAAAUGAAGAGAAAGAAAGGAUGUUGGUUGGAUUUUGAGUGAACAGAUUUAUUCUGCUUUAAAAUUUUCAUAUUUUAAAUAUUUCAGUGGAACACAGCAUUUUCUAUGUUGUCAACUUUUUCAUUUGUGAGUUAAAAUGUAUCCAUCUCUCACUAUUUUGCAUUACUUGUGAAUACUGAACUACAAUAAAAAUAUUCUUUAUUGUG
Messenger RNA from Orcinus orca (killer whale), 7106 nucleotides. It is a transcript of the gene SLC26A5, whose product is annotated as solute carrier family 26 member 5. Gene Ontology annotation, molecular function: bicarbonate transmembrane transporter activity; oxalate transmembrane transporter activity; secondary active sulfate transmembrane transporter activity. Gene Ontology annotation, cellular component: membrane. The coding region runs from base 179 to 2404 and encodes 741 amino acids. NCBI's taxonomy places the organism in Eukaryota, Metazoa, Chordata, Mammalia, Artiodactyla, Delphinidae. The transcript has 19 exons. The record is from RefSeq and is a predicted model, not a curated record. Gene Ontology annotation, biological process: transmembrane transport.